Molecule: messenger RNA, 6126 nt
Organism: Boleophthalmus pectinirostris (great blue-spotted mudskipper)
Lineage: Eukaryota; Metazoa; Chordata; Actinopteri; Gobiiformes; Gobiidae
Gene: ankhd1
Product: ankyrin repeat and KH domain containing 1
Exons: 27
Coding region: 1-6126 (2041 amino acids)
Biological process (GO): innate immune response
Cellular component (GO): cytoplasm
Molecular function (GO): RNA binding; protein binding
Source: RefSeq, a predicted model, not a curated record
AUGAUGGUGCAGUUCUACACGACCAUCACUGAGUCCAUCCUCAUUUCCUCCAUCAAACUGUGCUCUGUCCCUGCUGCUGCGUGUGUGUCCUGCUGGCAGAGGGUGGUCAGGGGCGUGUCCCAGUCAUCUAUGACCUCAUCCAAAGGAAAAAUCCCCCUGCCGUCUCUGCUUCACUCCUGCCUCCUCCCACAGUGUUUCCCAUUUGCAGCGCUCGGGGUGGCGGGGGAGGAUGGUUCAACCAUGUUGAUAGAAGCUGCUAAGGGUGGCCACACUAACGUGGUAUCCUACCUGUUGGAUUAUCCCAACAACAUCCUGUCUGUCCCAGCCCCUGAUCUGUCACAACUAACGCCUCCUUCGCAAGAUGCCUCUCAGGUUCCUCGUGUCCCAUUCCAAGCCCUCGCUAAUUUGGUACCUCCCCAGGAGCCCGACCAAGCUCCAUCAAGCAUAGCCACCCCCCCUCCCGUCUCAAGCAAGGCCAUGUCCAAGCAGAGACAAGCUGCCCUUCAGCCUAGUGUGCCCAGUGCGACUGGCCAACGGACAGAGGCAGAUCAUCUGCCGACCUUCCACUUGUGCCAGCCUCUAGAGUGCAUUGUGGAGGAGACAGAAGGAAAGCUCAAUGAGCUUGGGCAGAGGAUUAGCGCCAUUGAAAAAGCCCAACUUCAGUCGUUAGAACUUAUUCAGGGGGAGCCACUCACCAAAGACAAGAUUGAGGAGUUGAAGAAAAGUAGAGAGGAGCAGGUUCAGAAGAAAAAGAAAAUUCUGAAGGAAUUGCAGAAGGUAGAGCGCCAGCUGCAGUUAAAAACACAGCAACAAUUCACCAAAGAGUAUAUGGAGGCAAAGGGCUUGAAAGAGGAACAGGAGCCUGGGCAAAGCCAAGGCCCUGGACCUGGGCCGGGGAGUCCAACUUCCCCGAUGCUUCUUCCCACACCUCCAGGCGCCCAAGUCAACACCAGCUCUGACACAGAUGAAGAGGCCAACCGGGAUGUAGAGCAAGAGCAGCCUGCAGAGGAGGAUGAAGAUUAUGAUUAUGAGGAGGAGGGUUCAGAUGAAGAGCCUGACGGAGAGGAGGAUUUUGCCAAACUUCCACAGGUGGGCACAAUUCUCUACCAGCCUCCACAGCAACCUCCACUUCCACCCUCACCUCAGACCCAGCCACAGCCCCCGCCUCCACCUCUCCAGGCGGCCUUUGUUCCUAUCCCCCCCCUACCAGACUACAACCCUGCGGACUACCCAGGGAGCCCUGAGCUCCAAAGGGUACUAGUGGGACAGCAGAUGCUGGGCCAACCGCAGGGCCAGGGUCAACAGUUGACUGGGAUUUCCCCAGGAAUGUUACCUCCGCAGCCCUCAGAUGGUCUCAUGGUAGCCACACCUGCACAAACACUCACAGACACGCUGGAUGACAUCAUGGCAGCUGUGAGCAGUCGUGUACCAAUGCUGACUACUACAACUUCACCAACGCCCUUAUCCCAGCCACCCUCACAGACGCCCGCAAGCAUCUCCACGCCUCCCUCUGUUUUGCCUCUUUAUCCUUCUGUCGACAUUGACGCACAUACGGAGAGUAACCAUGACACUGCGCUGACGCUGGCAUGUGCAGGAGGACAUGAAGAGCUGGUAUCUGUCCUGAUUGCUCGGGGAGCCAACAUUGAGCACCGGGACAAAAAAGGAUUCACCCCUCUCAUCCUGGCUGCCACAGCUGGUCAUGUGGGAGUGGUUGAAGUGCUCCUGGACAAAGGUGGCGACAUUGAAGCGCAGUCAGAGAGAACCAAAGACACGCCCCUCUCCCUGGCCUGCUCCGGUGGGCGACAGGAGGUGGUAGAGUUGCUGCUGCUUCGGGGAGCAAAUAAAGAGCACCGCAAUGUUUCUGACUACACACCACUCAGCUUGGCUGCUUCUGGGGGUUAUGUCAACAUCAUUAAAAUACUUCUUAAUGCUGGUGCUGAAAUUAACUCCAGAACUGGCAGUAAGCUUGGGAUCUCCCCUCUAAUGCUGGCAGCAAUGAAUGGCCAUGUACCAGCUGUAAAACUGCUGCUGGACAUGGGUUCUGACAUUAAUGCCCAGAUUGAGACCAAUCGAAACACUGCCCUGACCUUAGCAUGCUUUCAGGGGCGAGCUGAGGUUGUUAGCUUGCUGUUAGAUCGCAAGGCUAAUGUGGAACAUCGAGCUAAGACUGGUCUCACUCCUCUGAUGGAGGCGGCCUCUGGAGGCUAUGCUGAAGUUGGACGAGUGCUUCUGGAUAAAGGUGCUGAUGUCAAUGCUCCUCCUGUGCCCUCAUCACGAGACACUGCCCUUACCAUUGCUGCUGACAAAGGCCACUAUAAGUUUUGUGAGCUGCUUAUCAACAGGGGUGCUCAUAUUGAUGUACGUAACAAAAAAGGGAACACACCUCUUUGGCUCGCAGCAAAUGGCGGACAUUUUGACGUGGUUCAGCUUUUGGUUCAUGCCAGUGCUGAUGUGGAUGCAGCUGACAACCGCAAGAUCACCCCUCUCAUGGCUGCUUUUCGAAAGGGUCAUGUUAAAGUGGUACAGUAUCUUGUAAAGGAAGUCAACCAGUUCCCAUCAGACAUUGAGUGUAUGAGAUAUAUUGCCACCAUUACUGAUAAGGAGCUGUUAAAGAAGUGCCAUCAGUGCAUGGAAACCAUCGUCAAAGCCAAAGACCAACAGGCAGCUGAAGCCAACAAAAAUGCGAGCAUCCUCCUGAAAGAGCUCGACCUGGAAAAGUCGCGAGAGGAGAGCAAGAAGCAGGCCUUAGCUGCCAAGCGUGAAAAGCGCAAGGAGAAGCAAACAGAGGUUCCAAUUGAGCCUCCCAGUGCCACCACCACCACUACAAUUGGCAUAUCUGCCACAUCCACCACGUUCACUACAGCUUUUGGUAAGAAAAGGGCAAGUGUGGCCACCACCCCAAGCACCAAUCGUAAGAAUAAAAAGAACAAGACCAAGGACUCCUCUCCAAGCGAGCCAAUCAUAUUACAAGAUCCACAGGUUGCACUAGCCCAGCACAAGGCUGACAAGAACAAGAUCCAUGGUGAGCCCCGGGGCGGCGGUGGGGGAGUGACGAGUGGCAACAGCGACUCAGACCCCUUGGACAGCACGGACUGUGCCAGUGAAAGCAGCAGCAGUGGUGGCAAGAGUCAAGAGCUCAACUAUCUUCCUGACCUGACUUCCUCUGCUUCGUCAUCUUCCUCCUCUUCAUCGUCCUCAGCGCCCUCUUCAGGAGCAGUGCCAUCACAAAUCCUCCCACCAGGUCCAGAAAAAAGGCAGUAUCUGCAGUCACAAGCUGAGAGCCGAAUGGACAGCAAGGUCACUGUCUCCAUCUCAAAACCAACGCAAAAAGUUCCAGACACAAGCGAUUCAACCUCAAGCUCCCUUCCCUCACCGUUUAAAACCAUGGCUUUACCAGUUAACACUGCAAGCACUAAGCUAAGCCUUACAAGCCCUAAGCGUGGCCAGAAGAGAGAAGAAGGUUGGAAGGAAGUUGUCAGGAGAUCAAAGAAGCUCUCUGUUCCCGCCUCUGUGGUCUCUCGGAUUAUGGGCCGAGGAGGUUGCAACAUCACAGCAAUUCAAGAUGUGACUGGAGCUCAUAUUGAUGUAGACAAACAGAAGGACAAAAAUGGGGAGAGGAUGAUUACUAUAAGGGGAGGUACAGAGUCCACCCGGUAUGCAGUCCAGCUCAUCAAUGCUCUAAUUCAAGAUCCUGCUAAAGAGCUGGAAGAUUUAAUCCCCCGAAAUCACAUCCGAGCUCCAGGCUCCAAAACGACUGCUUCUUUCCCAAAUACAACUGGGACCACCAGUGGUUCUGCCACCAAACCACUGAGCUCUCUGGUCACAUCCCCUGGGGUAUCGUUCCAACCUGCCUCUUCAGCAUCCUCUCAAGCUGGUGGAAAGAUUGGGAAGGUCUUGCCAUCCAAUGUCAGACAGCCUUUUCCUGUGUCUCUGCCCCUUGCGUACGCCCACCCUCAACUUGCUCUACUCGCUGCUCAAACCAUGCACCAAAUCAGACAUCCACGUCUACCCAUGGCCCAGUUCGGUGGAACCUUCUCCCCAGCUGCUAGCACAUGGGGUCCUUUUCCUGUGCGUCCUGUGAGUCCUGGCAGUGCAAACAGCUCCCCCAAACACAAUGGAGGAACCAGUAGCACGACCAGCCAGCCUAGACCCAACUCGGCUCAUGGCGACCACAGCAACACAUCAACUACAGGAGCCCCAGUCACAACAACCACCACUACUACUACCAGCACUCCUAACACAUCCACAUCUGCAGCCUCCCUUCAUACCUCCAAUCCCACCUCUUACAACCCCCAAACAAAUGUACCCACACCGUCUUCUGUUCGAAAACAACUCUUUGGCCCUGACCCCAAGUCUCAAGGGGUGAAUGCUGUAUCAGUUUCGGCUACACCUCCUACUAACGUUAACAAUGCAGUAAGGGGAACAGGGUCUCCAGCACAUCACAGCUCAAAUACGACCACUGCUAAUGCUACACCCCAACCAGUCGGACCCAUCUCACAGCCUUCUGUUCAGGCAGUCAAAACAGACCUCAGUGCUGUUGCUACUCCUGGCAAAGACAAGCCGCCACUCCCAGUAGAAAGUCAGCCCAUUUCUGUCAGUGACAAUAUCGCUUCGGUGGGUUUCACACCCCCAGCUUUGGCUUUAUCGUCCAAACCAGAACCCCGGCAACAGUUACCCACGACACCCUCCUCUGUACCAUCCUCAGAGGCACCUCCACCCCUCCUAAACCCACAGCCCAGCUCCAAUCUCCCUUCAGCUACCCCCCCUGUCCUAUCACAUAAUAUUGCACAUCCCAACAACACUGUACCCCAUUUUUCUGCCCCUGCACCCAGAGUCUCUCAUCGUAUGCAGCCACCAGGGCCUUACUACUCUCUUACUGAGCAGCAGCAGGCACAGCAGCAACAACAGCAGCAGUCUGUGUUUGUGCCGUUCAACACUCAGCAAGAGCUCCCCAAACAGUCCCAAAACCAAACAUCUCAGCCUGCAGGUCUGCCUCCCCAAGCCCAAGCUCCAGGCUCACAUCAGGUCUCUGCAAACCUCGGGAUGAUCAAUGGUUCACAGAUGCAGCAUGUGGCCAGCCCAGGCAAGCCGCAACAGAUCACCAACUUCGGUCCGGCUGGGCUUUUCAAUUUCAGCAGCAUUUUUGAUAACAACAACCAGGUUGGAAACAAUCAAGUGUGGAGCCAUCUACCUGCUCGAUCCCCACCAGAGCAGUCGUACUCGGCUCCACCAAACUACAUGGCCAUGGGUCAAAUGGAUAGUAUGAUUCCCCAACCUCCGCCAGACAACUCCAAAGCCCCUGGCUACCGCUCAACCUCCCAGAGGAUGGUCAAUAGCCCCAUUGCUUUGGCGAGCUAUACCACCAAUCCUGUGUAUCUGCAUGGACAUACCGCAGUGGGUGCUCCUUCCUUCAGCAGACAGCACUUUUCCCCUCAUCCAUGGAGUGCAUCAACUUCAGGCGACUCCCCUGUUCCUCCUCCCUCCACUGUGUCAUCAUCUGCACUGUCCACAUCAGCGGUGGCCCCUCCUCCUCAGCCUAAACCAGGCAGCACAUCGCAGCAGGAUCGGAAGGUGCCCCCACCCAUUGGAACAGAGAGGUUGGCUCGAAUUCGGCAAACAGGGUCCGUGAACCCACCACUCCUCACCACCAAUUACACUGCGUCUGUUGGACAGGGAGGCAUUUGGUCAUUUGGUGUUGGCAGUGCUUCGGAGGCUAUGUCUGGUUGGUCCCAGCCACUGAUGAACAGUCACAUGAUGCAUCCUCAGCUGCAAGCAGAACAGUCGGCCUUUUCUCAACACCAGCCGAUGGAGCAGGAUGAUACCGGCAUUGCGAACCCAGCAAACAAUUUUCACCAGCCGCAGCAUAUGCCGAACAAUUACAUCCCUGACUUCCCUAAGGGUAUACCAAUAUCAAUGUAUGGAGGAACAAUGCUGCCCCCUCAUGCACCCAUGGCAGAGGGGCCAGGAGGAGCAAUGUACAACGGUUUGCACACUGGCGACCCUGCAUGGAGUCCCAUAAUCAAAGUGGUCCCGAAUAAUGCAGACAACUCUGACCCACAACAACAGGUGUGGCCUGGUACCUGGGCACCUCAUCUGGGCAACGUGCAUCUGAAUCACGUCAAUUAG